Colletotrichum karsti is the source of this 645-nucleotide messenger RNA. RefSeq names its product gcn5-related n-acetyltransferase. The coding region runs from base 1 to 645 and encodes 214 amino acids. Gene Ontology annotation, molecular function: acyltransferase activity, transferring groups other than amino-acyl groups. The record is from RefSeq and is a predicted model, not a curated record. NCBI's taxonomy places the organism in Eukaryota, Fungi, Ascomycota, Sordariomycetes, Glomerellales, Glomerellaceae. The transcript has a single exon.
AUGACGGCCCCUUUCCCCCAAGAAGCCUACAAAAUAACAACUCCACGCCUCAUCAUCCGCAGCGGAGUCCCCGAAGAUGCCGAAGCGCUGUACACCCUCUUCUCAACUCCCGAAAACCAGCCGUACGACACCGUCCAGCCCGACAUCUCGCCCGAAGUCAUGAAAGGCCGCAUCGAACGCUGGAAGCCACUUACCGCUGCCGGAAAGAACGCCUUCAUGAUGGUCACCCUCCGCGAAACGGGCGAAGUCAUCGGACAGGGCGGGUACAACUGCUUCGAGGACGCGGAUGGCAAGUCCGUCGCGAAACAGGAGGGGGAGGACGAGGUUGGGGGUCGUCCGUAUCUCACUGAUACUGGCGUCGUUCUCGACCAUCGGCACUGGGGCAAGGGGUACGGACGGGAGACCCUGUGCGCCAAGGUCGAGUAUGCGGUCGAGGAGCUCGGGUGUAAAGUUGUUCGCGUCGAGACGGAUGAGAAGAAUAGGCCGUGGAGGGCGCUGAUGGCGUCUAUGGGACUGGGGCAUAUCGAGACGAUUGGGGUGACGAGUUAUGAUGAGAACACUAUCGGAUGUGUGUACAACAUUGAUGUUGAGACAUGGAGGACCGUAAGAGAGGAUAUGAAGAAGAACGGGAAGUGGCCCCUGUGA